Messenger RNA from Stereum hirsutum FP-91666 SS1, 1155 nucleotides. RefSeq lists its product as uncharacterized. Gene Ontology annotation, molecular function: acyltransferase activity, transferring groups other than amino-acyl groups. The coding region runs from base 1 to 756 and encodes 251 amino acids. NCBI's taxonomy places the organism in Eukaryota, Fungi, Basidiomycota, Agaricomycetes, Russulales, Stereaceae. The record is from RefSeq and is a predicted model, not a curated record. The transcript is spliced from 7 exons.
AUGGCCAUCGCUUCAAACAUCGAGAUUCGUCUUGUUGAUCCCAAGAAUAUAAGCGACGCCCAAAUCCAAGACGCCACAAACGUGUGGAUCGAAGCCUUCCAAGACAAUCCCCUCUUUCGAGCCUUAACGAACGCCGACGCAUCUCUCUAUACCCGCUACAUGCAUUCCACCCUCCUCGCAGCGCUCAAUGAUGGUCAAGUCUACUUCGCCACUUCUCCCUCCUCCCCCGGCACUGGAUUUGACGCAGCAUGCGGUGGCAGCGCUAGUGCUAGUAAAGACAGGUUGAUUGGCGUGGCGGCGUGGUACCCUCCUGGAAUGGCUCCGGGCUUGUUGGUGGCCCCCGAUGAUGGCGAUGCUCUUGCAGAAAACUCCAAAACGAAAAUCGAUGACGGCUUUGAGACACUAUUCGCGGACUUCCCGCCCCAGCAUCAUACAUGGUGGUUUGAAUAUUUUAUCCCGAAGAAGAAAUCACAUACCUCUCUUACGCUCGGUAAAGAUGGCAAACAAGCGUCCUGGAACCUCCAGAUGAUAGGUGUACGACCGGAAGCACAGAGACGAGGCGUGGCGAGACAGUUAAUCGAAUUCGUAUACCAGAAUGUUGCGAAAUCCGGAGAGAAAUUUUGUUUGGAGACAGACGAGGAACCGACGGUCGAAGUCUACAAGAAACUCGGAUUCUCCAUCGUCGGUGAGCCCGAAGAAUAUCACAGCCCAGUAACCGACUUCAAAAUUUGGGUCAUGGCUAGAACGAAGGAUUGAGGCAUCAUGACGACGAUACCUGUGAGUGAUGAUCAGCCUAGGUAUACGAGUCUAAUAAACAAUACACUUCCUCCCAAAUCACCCACUCGCCGUUAUGGUAGUCCCAGGUGAACAAAGCGUCUCCAGUGGCGUAGGGCUAUCCCGAAGUGGCUCAUAAAGCAAGAGACGAGACAAAGCAACGACCGAAGUCAGAUGAAAAACAAAAAAAGACCAGGGUAAGAGAGGUCCCUGGUAGUAUAUCGGAUCAGUACACGCGCCUGUCAUGAACCGUCACCCCUUGCGUCCAUAGACGUUCGCGCGAGAGCGGGGUUCGACUCCCCGCCAGGGAGCCAUGUCGUGGUUGAUAUGUACUUUUGUGGGAUCGUCGAAGUAUGUCUUCGAAGUCUAACUAUUUAUUUU